GGUGAUUUGGAUGGGGCCAGGCGCAUUCUGCAGGAAGCCUUCAAGGCCAAUAGUGACAGUGAGAGCAUAUAUCUCGCGGCUGUGAAGCUCGAGAGUGAGAAUGAUUUUGUUGAGCAUGCACGAAUUCUACUGACCAAAGCGCGUAAACUAGCGGACACGCCAAAGGUGUGGACCAAGAGUGCGAUGCUGGAGUGGCAGCAGGGCCAGCUGAACGAUGCUCUGGCUAUAUUAGAG
This is a messenger RNA of Sphaeroforma arctica JP610, 234 nucleotides long. RefSeq lists its product as hypothetical. Gene Ontology annotation, biological process: mRNA splicing, via spliceosome; spliceosomal tri-snRNP complex assembly. The annotation marks the transcript as partial. The transcript has a single exon. The record is from RefSeq and is a predicted model, not a curated record. Gene Ontology annotation, cellular component: U4/U6 x U5 tri-snRNP complex; catalytic step 2 spliceosome. Gene Ontology annotation, molecular function: protein binding. Lineage: Eukaryota; Ichthyosporea; Ichthyophonida.